Peronospora matthiolae is the source of this 1161-nucleotide messenger RNA. Lineage: Eukaryota; Oomycota; Peronosporomycetes; Peronosporales; Peronosporaceae. The record is from the annotation of a GenBank genome assembly.
AUGGUUUCCCCGUCGUCCACGCCCAGCUUACCACCAACUAGUUGUGCGCCAUCUCCCUCGGUGAUGACGCAAUCUGGUUCCGCACCUUCGGUCGGUGUUGACGUUUCUCCACGCGAACACCCAACUGGCUCCGAUUCCACCACAGACACUGUUGAAGGUACCUCGGUGAGCGGAGGUCCGAUCGGCUUUGCUUUGGGACUCGAUGCUGCUGAGGACAUCGCUUCAAGUAUGGAACUGAUCGGCUCCACGUUGACGCCUGAUGCCCUUGACAGUUCUGCUGCAAGUGACAAGCCGAUUGGGGUCAGAGAAUCUGCUACAACCACUGAUCCGAUGAGCUCCGCGUUGACGCUUGAUGUAGUCGACAAUUUUGCUGCAAGUGGCGACCCUAUUGGGGCUAUUCCGUUGCCGACCGCUCGAGUUGAAACACCAAUAGUUGAUGAAACAGCGGCGGUUGGUAUUAUUGCUGGACUUUACCAGUGGACCACAUCCCAGCAGGAUCUUGUGGAUAGCUAUCGCGAUCUGGAGCAAGCGUUGUGGGAGCAAACUCGGAGGGGUGAUCGACUAGAACGGGAACUCCGUUCUCUUACCGAGUCGGCCUCUCCUUUUGUGAUCUUCGCUCAAACUCGUUGUGAUCGCUUUCGCCUGAUUUUGAAAAUUGCACUCGCUGGAGUCGCCUUGCUUAAGGAGACAAUUUGCGUGGGGGAUUGCUACGAACGGCAAAUUAGCGACCUAAAGUCGAAACUUCUGAAAACGACCCGAUCGCUUUAUACGUUUAAAGAACGUCAUGAUCUCGAAAUGGCUUCCUUGCGAAGACACAUGGAUGAGAGGAACGCUCGAUUUCAAGCCGUACUCUUGAAGGCCAAAUCUAAGAGAGCCAAGUACAAGGCAGACUGUACCAAGGCUCAGACCACGGUUCGCCACCUGCAUGCUGCUCUUGCCGCUGUAUCAGUGGAGCGCGAUCAAGUUUGGGAUGAUCUGGCUGAGUUGGAAGAUGAAUAUGACCGAUCGCGCUCCUUGCUCUCCGAUCGUGACGAUCGAAUGAAUCUGCUUCAAGCUACUAUCUCUGGUUUGGAGCUAGAUCGCGAUCAGGCGUUGCGCGAUUGCGACGUUCUUCGAACGAGCAUUGCCGCGCUCGUUACCGGCCCCACUUUACCUUCCUAG